Lactuca sativa (garden lettuce) is the source of this 372-nucleotide messenger RNA. Lineage: Eukaryota; Viridiplantae; Streptophyta; Magnoliopsida; Asterales; Asteraceae. The record is from RefSeq and is a predicted model, not a curated record.
AUGGAUUCGGUUUACAACGAAAGAAGCAGGCUCACCAAGGAGUCAGACGUCUACUCCUUUGGAGUGGUUAUGUUUGAAAUGUCAAGUGGGACACUGGUUUAUCGUGAAAAGUGCUUUGGAGAUGAUGCUAAGCCACAAUAUCUCAUUGAUGUUGGCCGAAGUGUCUAUGAUGAUUACAAAAAGGCUGUCGGACCACACAAGUUAAUUGAUCCUUAUAUUAAAGAUCAUGCUGAUAUGAACUCUUUCCAUACAUUUAACAAAAUAGCACAUAAAUGUGUAAACCUGAAGUUAGAGCAACGGCCAACGAUGGAGAGGGUUAUUAGGAUGAUUGAGCAGGCAUUGACAAUUCAAUUGGUACGUCUUUUCAUUUAA